AGGACGUGAUUUGGAGAGUCAUCACAGAAAAUAUAAAGCACUAGAGGGAAAAAUGCACCCAACUAUCUCAGUUUGUUGUUUUUCGCUGCUGCUGCUUAAUUUCAUAGGAGCUAAACCCAUUUCUGACAUACAGAGUUUGACGCAGCUUUUAGAGGAUGAGAUCAGCAACAUGCCUAUCUCUUCUGAGGAGGCAGAUGUGGGGGAAAGUGACUUCGUCUCAGACAAGUCGAUGCUGAGAGCUCCAGAGCAGCAGGACCAGCAGCCAUGGAGCUCCUCUGACCUCCGCAAAUCUGCCCUAUUGGCUAAAGAUAACCAGUUAGCACAUUUUCUGAAAGAUCUCCUAAAGACCUCCAAACGAUCAUGGGGCCGCUACAAGAAGGCAGGCCUGCGGAGCUGCUUCGGGGUCCGUUUGGAAAGAAUUGGCUCCUUCAGUGGACUGGGAUGCUAAGGUCCAUCACAAUGACGCCGCAGCACAGUCGGCUCUCACAGAGACGUUACUGAGACUUUAAAGGAGAGCUGCAGCAGUGAUUGUUCUUACUCAGAACAUGGAUUUAUUGCAUUACAUUGAGUUUUCUUAAAUGAAAGCUGCUGAAUUCUAAUUUAUUGUUUGUGUAUUUAUUAUUUAUGGUUUUAAUGGAUAAAGUCAA
This is a messenger RNA of Cyprinodon variegatus (sheepshead minnow), 647 nucleotides long. RefSeq names its product C-type natriuretic peptide 3-like (gene nppal). Gene Ontology annotation, molecular function: hormone activity; hormone receptor binding. Gene Ontology annotation, cellular component: extracellular region. The transcript has 3 exons. Lineage: Eukaryota; Metazoa; Chordata; Actinopteri; Cyprinodontiformes; Cyprinodontidae. Bases 53 to 448 code for a protein of 131 amino acids. The record is from RefSeq and is a predicted model, not a curated record.